Anthostomella pinea is the source of this 1128-nucleotide messenger RNA. The record is from the annotation of a GenBank genome assembly. NCBI's taxonomy places the organism in Eukaryota, Fungi, Ascomycota, Sordariomycetes, Xylariales, Xylariaceae.
AUGAACACGGAUUCAUCACGUCAUAUCUCCUUGGCGGAGCUCAGAAAGCAUGACAGGAAAGACGACUGCUGGAUUGCCGUCCACUCCAAGGUGUGGGAUGUGACAGAGUUCCUGCAUGAGCACUCAGGUGGGCCAGAGAUCAUUCUCCAGAAUGCAGGUACAAACGCCACAGAAGCCUUCGACGAGGUCUACGCCCCGGGAAUCUUCGAGGAGAAUCUGUCUGAGGACAGGUUCAAAAGCUUCCUCGAACCGAGCAGCGACGUGGCCCCGCCCGGAGCUACGAUGGAAGUCGGGGAGGCAAGAAAGCAAAAGCGGUCAGCAUCAGCCGACGAGGUUGCCGGACCACCCCAACUACACGCAUUGAUCAGUGCCGCGCAUUUCGAAACAGUCGCUGGGCAAGAGUUGACGCCGAAGACAUGGGCUUUCUAUUCGUCCACGGCGACCGACCUGAGCACGCACCGACAAAACAAAGCUUUGUUGAGGCGUAUCAUGAUCCAACCUCGGAUACUUCGAGAUGUCAGCAAGGUGGAUUUCAGAAGGAAGAUCCUCGGUCAUGACAGCGCAGCGCCCUUCUUCACCAGCCCAGCCGCAAUGGCCAAGCUUGCACCCCCCGAUGGCGAACUUGCGCUUGCUAGGGCCGCGGGAGCAGAAGACAUAAUUCAAUGCGUCUCCAAUAACGCUUCCUACCCCUUGAGUAGCAUCGUGGAGUCGGUUGACCCUAAACAACCAUUCUUCCUGCAACUCUAUGUAAAUUCCGAACGACAUAAGACGGCCGAUCUCCUACAAAAAGCGAAAGCGUUAGGAAUCAAGGCAAUAUUCGUGACGGUCGAUGCACCGGUUCCAGGCAAACGCGAGGCAGACGAGCGUAUCGCUGCGGUAGACAUACAAUCAGCGAUCAGUGGCGCGGCCUCUUCAAACGACAAGAAAGGAGGUGGACUCGGGCGAUUGAUGGGUCAGUAUAUCGACAAGGCUUUGACGUGGUCGGAUCUAGCUUGGAUUAAGGAGACUUCAGAACUGCCCAUCGUUCUCAAAGGGGUGCAAAGUGUGGCGGACGCGGAGAUGGCGUUGACGUACGACGUGGACGCCAUCUUCCUAAGUAAUCACGGAGGAAGGUCACUAGACACGUAA